Brugia pahangi is the source of this 1218-nucleotide messenger RNA. The record is from the annotation of a GenBank genome assembly. NCBI's taxonomy places the organism in Eukaryota, Metazoa, Nematoda, Chromadorea, Rhabditida, Onchocercidae.
AUGGAAAUUAUGCGGAAUGGUUACUGCGCUAUAAAAUCAGCUAUUUUAGCAGUAAUCGAAUGGCGUUCCGCUGCUUCUGCACCAUAUUUUAUGUUUAUUAAUAGUGCUUUUUGGUGGAGUGUUUUUUAUUUGGAUAAAGGAACACAACUACGAUUAUUGAUCUCAUUUGCUGCAGGUGUCUUCAGUUGGGAUAUUUUAUUAUCCUCAACUUAUGAUCGAAGUAUUUUGUGCCAUAUCUUAACAUGGCCUAUACGAAGUGUAUUGAGGACGGCAAGCGUAGUAAUGGCAUUGUACAGUGCAAAGUUCCUUUAUUUGACCGAAUUUGAAAAAGCAUGUUGGAGUGCAUAUAGUGCAGCGAUAAGAGUGCGCGACAGUAUAUUAUGGCCUUUCUUUGUAUUACUUAUUUCAUUAAUGCAUAAGGUCUGCGCACAACUUUAUCGAAUUUUACUGCAGCCGGUAAUUGAUAUUCUAUAUGAGAAAUAUAAAGUAUGCGAGGACUACUUAUUAAUUUAUUGUUUAGGUCCGGUUUGCCAAGUUGUUGUCAAUCAUAUUCCUGAAAGAUCGCCAUUUUGCGAUGAUACAGAUACUGAAUUAGCGGAUUUGCUACCACCUGGUUUCAGUAAUGAAGAAGAAUCUGACAUUGAAGAAGCCUCCGACAAACCUUCGUUACCAAGUCGAUCUCUUAGUCCUUUUACAGAAGAUGAACGUGAUUUUGUUCGUGGUUUGAAAUUCCCGAACUUAGAUAGUUCAGACUCAAGCGAAGCUGAAUUCGCACUGAGAACGAAGUCAAAUUCUCAGAAAUCGUUGAGAAAAAGACCAAAGAUCCAUCCAAAAGAUCCAGCACCAUCGACUUGCAGUGAUAAGUUAAUUUCAAGAGCACAUAAAGCACAGAACGAUGAAAAUAAAUAUAAGCGUUCAUCGUCAACAAGUAGUCAUUCUGAAAGUGUGCCUUCAUCGUCUGCUCAGAAUGCAUCAGAUGAUGCGGAUCUUCAAAACUUAGAUGCAUUUGAUUUUGAAUCGGAGAGUUGUCCGGGAGCAGAAUUUCAGAGAGAUACUGUGGAAAUUCAAAAAUUGGAAGAUUCCAAUGAUGAAAGAUCAAAUGAUAGAAAGCAAAAUAUGGAUCAGAAGAAAAUGGAAGAAAUUGAAGUUUGCUGUGCAGAACAAGUGAGCUUAGCAACAGUUUUUAAGGAUGAUAGUUUCGAAAUUCUCGAUAAAUAA